Messenger RNA from Hemiscyllium ocellatum (epaulette shark), 3763 nucleotides. RefSeq names its product GTP-binding protein 1-like. The coding region runs from base 251 to 2287 and encodes 678 amino acids. NCBI's taxonomy places the organism in Eukaryota, Metazoa, Chordata, Chondrichthyes, Orectolobiformes, Hemiscylliidae. The transcript is spliced from 12 exons. The record is from RefSeq and is a predicted model, not a curated record. Gene Ontology annotation, biological process: translational elongation. Gene Ontology annotation, molecular function: translation elongation factor activity; GTP binding; GTPase activity.
AAACUGUCAGAUUGUGGGGGUGUCCUUGAAACUGUCAAAUUGAAGGGGCUCUCGUGGCGGGGGGUCCUUGAAACUGUCCGAUCGAGGGUAUUCCCGUGGCGGGGCUCCUUGAAACUGCUUACCUAACGACUGCCGGAGGGGGGGUUUUUUGAAACUGCCGAAGCGGGGAUUGUUUUUGUUCCGGCGGAUCUUUAUUCCCUUUAACGUCUGUUUAAAGGGGCCGGGCUCCUCCUGCUGAUAGGCCCCGAUCAUGUCGGCGCCGGUGGUGGCGCCUGGGCCAGGGCCUGGGGCCGGGCCGGUCGCCGCGAUGGCGAAAGGCGCCGCCAGGCGGCCCGCGGCCUCCCCCAACCGCGAGUCCCCGCCGCCGCCGCCGGGCUCGGGGAGCCCGAUGCCGCCCGGAGCCGGUGAGCUGGCCAGCAUCUUCGCCCCGGAGCUGGACGGGGAGGUCGGCGAGAAUGUCAACGGGGAGCUGGAGCCCGACCUGGCCUCCAAGUUUGUGUUGGUGAGUCCAAGUUUGGAGCAGUAUGACUGCCUGCUGAAACAGUUGCGUGAGCGAAUGGAUGAGGGUUGUGGGGAGACCAUCUAUGUAAUUGGACAAGGAUCAGAUGGCAAGAAGUAUGGUCUAAAUGAUGAGGAUAUUGAAGCAUCUGUAGCGACUGUCAAAAGUUUAGCUGAGCAGAUCUAUUCUGAUCUGAUCCUCCUCCGAGAACGGCAGGAGGCAGGAGGAAAGGUAGCCGAUUACCUGGUGCGGAAGCGAGUUGGAGAGAAUGACUUUUUGGAGGUCAGGGUGGCAGUGGUUGGGAAUGUGGAUGCUGGUAAGAGCACAUUGUUAGGUGUACUAACACAUGGUGAACUUGACAACGGACGAGGAUUUGCACGGCAGAAACUUUUCCGUCAUAAGCACGAGGUUGAAUCUGGGCGGACAAGCAGUGUUGGCAAUGAUAUCCUGGGCUUUGACAGCACUGGGGAUGUUGUGAAUAAACCAGACAGUCAUGGCGGUGGAUUAGACUGGACCAAAAUCUGUGAGAAAUCCUCAAAAGUCAUCACCUUCAUUGACCUGGCAGGACACGAGAAAUACUUGAAGACUACAGUGUUUGGAAUGACAGGACAUCUACCAGACUUCUGUAUGUUGAUGGUUGGUAGUAAUGCUGGAAUUGUGGGCAUGACCAAAGAGCACCUGGGACUUGCACUGGCUCUCAACGUUCCUGUGUUUGUUGUGGUGACAAAGAUAGACAUGUGUCCAGCUAAUAUCUUACAAGAAACACUGAAAUUGCUGCAGAGGCUGCUGAAGUCUCCAGGCUGCAGGAAGAUCCCCGUCCUGGUCCAAAACAAGGAUGAUGUGAUUGUUACGGCAUCAAACUUCAGCUCUGAAAGGAUGUGCCCAAUUUUCCAGAUCUCUAACGUCACUGGGGAGAACCUCGAACUGCUGAAGAUGUUUUUGAACUUGCUGUCACCAAGGACAAGUUUCAAGGAGGAUGAGCCGGCAGAGUUUCAGAUUGACGACACGUAUUCUGUCCCGGGCGUUGGGACAGUGGUAUCUGGAACAACGCUAAGAGGUUUGAUCCGUUUGAAUGACACAUUACUUCUAGGACCUGACCCACUGGGGAACUUCAUGCCCAUCGCGGUGAAAUCAAUCCACAGGAAACGAAUGCCAGUCCGGGAAGUACGAGGUGGCCAAACGGCAUCCUUCGCUCUGAAGAAAAUUAAGCGCUCAUCCAUCAGAAAGGGAAUGGUGAUGGUUUCUCCAAAACUUAAUCCUCAGGCAUCCUGGGAGUUCGAGGGAGAAAUUCUUGUAUUGCACCAUCCAACAACCAUCAGCCCUCGCUACCAGGCUAUGGUGCACUGUGGCAGCAUUCGUCAGACAGCCACCAUUCUGUCCAUGAGCAAAGAUUGUCUGAGGACAGGAGACAAGGCCACUGUCCAUUUCCGCUUCAUUAAAACCCCCGAAUACCUGCAUGCUGAUCAGCGCCUUGUCUUCAGAGAGGGCCGGACCAAAGCAGUGGGAACUAUAACCAAGUUAAUCCAGACCACGAACACAUCACCAUCGAACACCAAACCACUCCAGCUGAAGAUGCAGUCAACAAAGAAGGGGGCCUUAUUGAAGAAGGAGGAAGUGUCGGCAGCAAGUGGUGCAACUGCCGAGGAGGGUCUGUCUUCGGGACAGGUGCCAGCUCUGUACACACUGAGCCAAACGCAGCCCAAAGGUGGCGGAGGGAGAAGACGCGGAGGCCAGCGACACAAGGUGAAAUCACAAGGAGCAGCAGUGACUCCAGCUAGUGGCUACUAGACGCACAACAGGACUACAGUAAGGAGCAACACACAAGGACAAACUCUCUCUCCCUUGCUUUUUUUCCCCCUCCUCCCUAUCUCCCUCCCUCUCUGAUUAUCCUAAAGAAUUAUGGAAGUAUCUGGAGCCAAUCAGGAAGUGACAUGGACACUGUUCUGUUUUACUUAAAAGCAUUUUUUGAAUGGGUUUUACAUUUUAAACCAUUUGAAAAUAGUGACUGAUGCAUUUCAAGCUUGUUAAUGUGUCUUUUGAAUUUUAUGCAUAUACCAUUUUUUAAAUAUAAAAUUAAAAAUAAUCAAAAGUUUGCUUUGGUUGAGCUGAAAAUGUGCAAGAUAAAUGCAACCAGGCUGUCGUGCGAGCUCUCUCUCAGUAUUCAAAGUUAUUCCUUCCCUUGUCUUUUAAUUGGAUUGGGCUGAGCUAUUGGUUCAUUUGGUCUCUUGCCGAUUGCUUGGCUGCGAUCUAAAUAAACUAUAAAUUAUUGGUUUUAUUGAUUUUUAUUGGUUUGAAUUGCCAAUGAGGUCAACAAGCUCCAGGUAUUACUUUGAGACCCCUAUAAUCGGUGCUGCAUUAAGGUCAAUAAAUUAAAUCUGUUGCUGAGAGAGGAUGACAAAUCUAUUGUCAUGUUAUGAAAAGAAAUCAACUCCCAAUUGGUGUUUGGGAUCUUGUAGCCAUGUUAUUGGUUGCAGGAAGUGCAGACACAGCUUUGUCAUCCUCAUGUCUGUUUUUAAGGAUGGUGCAAUCUUGCCUUAAACCUGUUCUGUAGCAAAGUGAGUAAAGCUGGGGGACGUCCAUAAAAGCUUUUUUGAGACUGCUGUGCCCUAAAUCCUUUUGAAUGCGUUCCCUGUUCAAACAUUUUUAAUGUCUGUCCUGAUGUUAUUUAGAGCUUGUUUAGAUGUGAGCAUGAACAGGUAAAGCUGGUAUGCAAAUCUCACCUCAUAACUGAUCAUAUCUACAUCUGGGACUGGGUUAACAUUGCUUGAAAUGUGAAUUCCACCCCACCCCCCAAACAUAAUUGACUUUUAUGUUGGUUGGAUGAGUUGAGCGACCAUCUUGUUCAGGAGAAUAAAUGCCCACUGAACGUCACAGGACCUGGUCCUAGUGUUCAUUUGGUUCUCACUUGUCCCCAUAUCAAACUUGAUCCUCCACCCCCCACCUUCCCCCUCCCCAUUCUCUCCCUAAAGGACUAGCCCAUUAAGCAUGUCGCAUUAGCUACAUCGAAUUGUAGCCUGUACAGAAACCUCCCCUUUCAACUUUAAGCAUCUUGGCUGUCUCUACCAAAGCAGCUAUUGAGAAAAUUCAGGGGAAGAAAAGCAUGAAGACAUUCUACUGCUCCUAUAUCAGCAGUAGGCCUCUGUAAUCCUCUUGUCUGGUGCCAAACUAGGUUGGUCAAUUUGAAGAGUAAUGGAAGGGUGUGUAUUCCUCCUUUCAGGGUAUGUGUAACAAGCAUCCAGUUGAUUAAAGAUGCUUUACCUGAAA